AUGCCGUUGAUUAAGAAAGCUUUAAAUCAUUCUACCGGUUCAAAAUUGCUACGAUUUAUUCAUUCAAGUAGCCCAGCUUUAUCAAGGAGCUCAAACAAGCGAAAGGGAAAGAUCUGUCAUGAUAUCAACAAGAUUCAAGCUGCACUAUCAAAGGCCCAUUCCCCAAAUGAAAAGAGAAAUAAGAAACUUCCCAAACUUCCCAAACUUCCAUUGAUUGGAAAUCCAAGGAUAUUAAAAACAGUUUUUACACACAAGCUAGCCACUUCAGAUCCUGAAUAUGAUGUUCCCGAAUGUUAUGAAAGGCUUGAAUUGAUUGGAGAUUCGAUACUAUCGUGUUUGGUGACUGAAAUCAUGCUUGAAAGAUUUCCAAGUAUGACAGAGGGAGUUAUUGUUAGACCAUAUAAGAAUAUCUUGCUCUGUAAUAGAACUUUGGCUGAAUUUUCAAUGUUGUAUGGACUUCCAAUCCAUAUUUUACCUAAGCAGUUGAAAGUUGGUAAUAAAAUGAAAAUUUAUGCUGAUGUAUUCGAGGCAUACAUCGGUGGGUUGCACCUGGGAUCUACAAAAAAACAACCUUCUUCUAACAGAAUUAAGGAAUGGCUGAAAUGUUUUUUGAACCCAAAAAUUGAUGAGAUUCAAAGUCAAGGAAAGAUUGAGUAUUUAGCUUCUGGUAGCGAGUUUAGCACUAAUGACAAGUCUAAAGCACCAACAUCAAACGUUCUACCACCAUGGCAUCUUUAUAAUGAAUAUUCCAGAUUUGCUAAAGACAAAUUAUACUCUAAGCUAAGUCCUUAUUUCAUACCAAGUUAUGAAAUUAUUGAGGUGAAUAAACAAUUUGGUGAUCACAGCCUGAUAUUCAAAGCUGCUUGUAUUAUCAAUGGUGAAGUCCUAAGCGUUGAAAGUUCAACCAGUUUAAAACAAGCCAAAAACAAUGCAGCACAAAGUGCCAUGUCAUACAACAAGAAGAAAUUGGAGUAUUAUGAAGAGUUAAACAAGAAGUGUUUAUCAGGAAAACGCCCUAUUGUUGAUGUUGUUCCCAUUAAAACUAGUAUUUCCGAUCAAUUGCGUAAUUUAGGAUAUUUACCAAUCAUUCAUCCUGUUGAAAAGGAUUGGGUGAAAUUAUUAUAG
This is a messenger RNA of Hansenula anomala, 1125 nucleotides long. RefSeq lists its product as uncharacterized. The record is from RefSeq and is a predicted model, not a curated record. Gene Ontology annotation, cellular component: nucleus. Gene Ontology annotation, biological process: rRNA processing; primary miRNA processing; regulation of gene expression. Gene Ontology annotation, molecular function: double-stranded RNA binding; ribonuclease III activity. Bases 1 to 1125 code for a protein of 374 amino acids. The transcript has a single exon. NCBI's taxonomy places the organism in Eukaryota, Fungi, Ascomycota, Saccharomycetes, Phaffomycetales, Wickerhamomycetaceae.